Gasterosteus aculeatus aculeatus (three-spined stickleback) is the source of this 7118-nucleotide messenger RNA. It is a transcript of the gene nhsl1b, whose product is annotated as NHS-like 1b. The record is from RefSeq and is a predicted model, not a curated record. Gene Ontology annotation, biological process: cell differentiation. NCBI's taxonomy places the organism in Eukaryota, Metazoa, Chordata, Actinopteri, Perciformes, Gasterosteidae.
CUGAUGUGUGUGUGUGCGCGCCCAAAGACCGAAGAUGACAACACGCAAAGAGCACACGUGGUGGUAAACGCUACUACGCCGACUUGCUGUGAGUGAAGCGCGUCUCCACUACCAGGGAUUAUCGCAGCCGACUGAGCGCGUGUGUGUCUGAGCGUGUGCUGCAGAGGGGCGGUGGCUUUUUUCCACGACUGCCGGAUGGCUUUAAUUGCUACUUGGUGGGUUUGGGAAUCACGCCUGGAGUCUUCAAACACAAAAGACAAGAAGCAGAGAUGAUUUGAGCCCCGGCGGAAAGUCGGGCCCGGGACGGACACGUUGAUUGAAGGAGAAAGGCCUUAUGGCGUCAGAGUGGAGAAAUGGGCCGGUGCAGCUGAAGUGAAGCGGCUCAUAGCUGAACCUCCUUCUGGAACUCAUUUAAUGCGUAAUCCGGAUAGUUUUAAGCAGUUUAACAUGUGCCGACCUGGAUCCCUUCACCUGGACUUUGCUCGUUCAAGGAUCGGCAUUUGAGGAUUAUUUUUCCAUAUUGAACCUUCACGUCUGUCGACCAGGUAUGAGGGGGGAAAGGAGGUGCGCUUCCUUCCGUAAGGAGAAACCGGCGGGCCUGUCCCGCGCCCUCAGCUGGCUCAACGUGUCCACGCUGUCCCGCCAGAGCAGACGCAUCUUCCACAGCCAGAACGAGCUCCACGUCGCACACACCCGCCGAACGCACUCGCACACUCACCUGAGCGCGGCGGACCGAGACGAGGACGAGGACGAGGACGACUGGGUGUACCGGCCUCAGCACCGGAUAGCGGUGUCCAACCUGGACGAGGAGAGCAAGUGGACGGUUCACUACACGGCGCCGUGGCACCAGCAGGAGAACGUCUUCCUACCGGGCAGCAGGCCGCCCUGCGUAGAAGACCUCCACCGCCAGGCCAAAGUCAACCUUAAGACCGCCCUGCGAGAAUGCGACAAGUUGAGGAAGGAUGGUUUCCGGAGCUCUCAGUACUACUCUCAGGGUCCCACCUUCUCCGACCCCUUACAGUCCACCAGCAGCCUUCAGGAUGAGGAGGAGGAUGACGUUGAUAAGAAGUCCACCGCGUCCUCAGCGGAGGACAACAAAUCCCAGGUCUCCAUGAGGCCCCACACCCCGCAGGGGGGCGGCGAGGGAGGGGAGAGGUACGAGGUUGACGGACAGGUUGUGUGGACCCGGGGCACGUCCCUCCCCACCCCAGAGGAGAAGAUGAGGCUGGCGGCUCGGGCCGUGCCCACCGACAUAGUUCCCAUCAACGUCACAGGGGCGGUGUUUGACCGACAGGCGAGCAUCCGGCGCUCCCUCAUUAACACAGACACCGUGUCCCGCCGGCCCAAGAAGGUCAAACGCAGAAAGACUAUAUCAGGGCUGCCUGACAACUUCAACCAUGAGCUAGCAGCAAAAGGAUACGGCGGAGAGCUCCGGCCGCAUUCCAUGUUCAUCCCGGGCCAGUACUCCACCUUAGGCCGGGUUGGGAGUGUCAGCUCGACGCUCCGACGCUCAGAGACCAGAGACUCUGGCUGCCAGACGGAGAGCGUGAAGGUUGUGCCCCCGUCCAUGAGACGAAUCCGGGCUCAGAGAGGACAGGGAAUCGCCGCGCAAAUGGCCGGCAUUUCUACUUCCUCCUCGACGGGAAGUAUAUCCAUCGCGAGCAGUGACGGCUCCGGGAUCUUGAUGCUGCCUCAGUUUAAUAGAGACCCCUCCCGUUUCCACAGUCUGCCCCGACCGGGCGCCAGGGUGUCCCUCAGCGCCGACCCCAUUUACAGCAGCACCCCCGUCAGGUCCGAGGACCAAACUACACCUCCGAGGCAGAUCAGCAAGCUUCAAGUUGAUGAUUCAGUGGUGCACAUGAGAAACGCGCCGCGGACGGGCACCCUGCCCCGGCCCAGGUCCCAGGAGUUGAGGGGGACGCAGGCCAGUGAUUGGGGGGGCGGCCCAGCGUGCGUAGUCUCCCCGCACGCCGCCUACUCCACCUCAUUCAUCCCCAAUGCCACCCUGUCCGGCUCCUCUGAGGUCAUUAGCCUCAACACCUCCGGUAAACUCCACUCGCAGGCCGGCGCUUACCCCACGGGGCGAACGCUCAGUGCCGCCUCCUCCGCCGACCCCAGGAUCUCCAGCCCGACCGGCUUCGCCCACAGCUUCACCUGUCCGGCGCUGGCCACUUCCACCCCCACGCACACGUCAAAGGAUGGCGGACAGGAAGUGGCGAGACGUGCCAGCGAGUCGGGGCACUCGGACAGCAGCAUGCACAGCCGCAGCACCUUGGCCCCCACACCUCCGUCCGGCCUGCCGGAGGAGCAGUGGAUCUACGACACGCCGGAAAACGUGGCGGUUCCGCACCGCGCGCUGACCUCCAGCUGCUCCGUUCCCAUAAACCAGUUGUACAGCAGCCUGGAUCACUCCUCCAGGACCACGACGGACUCCAGCUCCCUCUACUCCCAAGACAACGACGGAUACUACACCUCCAUGCACCUGGACUCGGGCCUGCGCUCCCGCAGCCACGGCAGCGGGCACGGUGCCGCGCCGGGACGGGCCACCAGGCACAGCAUGUACGAGUGCCGCGAGGUGGCCAAUCAGGACGACUCCGGCAGCUUGUACAGCGACCGCUCGCUGUCCCGCAGCAUCUCCCUCCGCAAGUCCAAGAAGCCUCCUCUGCCGCCGGCUCGUACCGACUCCCUCAGACGCAAGACUUCUGGGAAACGGCCCCUCGGAGGCGUCAGCGCCCUCGGCGGCGCCAAGGAGCCAAACGGAGCCAUGCUCAAUGAGACUCUCAUCGCCAGCUUGCAGCAGAGCCUCCAGAUGGGUCUGAAAGGAGGGAAAGGAAAAGGGGCGUCUCCUUCGUCCCCCUCUCACAGCCCAAGUAGCGACUACGACGACCCUUGGGUGCUGCGGCCACGCAGCCAGAGUAGCAUCAGUGCGGGGAGCUCCGCGGCGUCACUAUUGGCUAACGCCAACUGCGGGGGCGUGUCCAACGUGUACUCGUUAUGCCACGUGACGCCGGCUCACAGCGACACCAGCAGCUUGCGCUCGGAGUACGCCGAAUCCUGGGGUUACUACAUGGACUACCCCCGUAACCACGGCGAUCAGAGGGUGCAGACGCCCCCGGCCCACGCCGCGGAGAACCUGUCGGCCGACGCCCAGCCGGGGGAACUGCCGAACGGAGGGGAGGUUCUGAAGAACAGCCGGGCCCCGGAUGCGCCGGGCCAGGAGGGAGGGGUGGCGGUGAAGCCCAAAACGGCCACCUCCUCACCGGACAGGGUGCACCGGCUGACGUCCCCAUCCAGCGGCUACUCCAGCCAGUCCAACACCCCCACGGCUGGAACGCCAGUGCCCUCGCUCGUCAGGUCCAUGUCCCCCUCGGGCGGACGGCCGAAGCCCAAAGUCCCCGAGAGAAAGUCCUCCCUCCUCUCCUCUGUAUCCAUGUCCUCCUCCUCCACCUCCCUGUCCUCCAACACCUCGGACUCGCUCAGAAGCUCCGGACCUCCUCCUCCACCACCUCUGCCCUUUCCCGUCUCCUCCUCCUCAGCUCCCACCACCCCUCUCAGCCCACCUCCACCCUUCCCUCCCCCUCUACCACCAUGUUCCAGUGGCAGCACUCCGUCGCCACAUCCCCCGCUGCCACCCACCCCUCCGUGUCAAACUCUGGGCCCGCCUCCCACUUGCUCCACCUCCCCAGAAUUCCCUCCCCCUCCGUCCCCUGAAAUGCUAAUCCAUCCCAAUUCGUCCUUCAAUGGGAGCUUCAGCCCUCCCCCUCCACCGCCCGUCCCCUCCAUGGGUCCCCCUCCGCCUCCCCCUCUGCCGGCUUUUGUCCCCCCUUCCCCCUCGCCACCUUUUGUGAAGGCGGCGAAAGAGUCCCGGAAAGCUGCUCCUUCCAGCGGGCCCACAAAGUCACCCAAGCCCCUGAUCACCCCGUUAGUUCUGCAGAGUGUGCAGCUCCGCUCCGCCAAACGCCCAGAGAAGGAGAUUAACGGCAAAUCGGACCACACCGAGGCUCAGGGGCUAAAGCCACGGACCCUGCAGCCGUCUCCCCCCCUGGAACAACCCACUGUGAUCCCCCCAGGAGAAGAUCCACGCAACUCCUCUCCAUCGCCUGUGUCGAGGCUCUUAGAAGAGUUUUCUUUAGACUGCAGAAUCACAGAUGACGCACCAGGUAGCUCCGUCAUGAAUGGAAAAGCGGAGGAUCAGAGUUACUUUAUCCGAGGCAGUAGAGAAACAUUUGAGGUGCGUGAAUCAUUGCCCGGCCCCCCACAGAGCCCCCGUAGCUCUCCUGUCAAACAGAAGCCCCCAGCGGUCUCCAAGAAACCCCAGAUCUCUUUCCUCUCCCAGUUCAUCCCCAAGCCAAUCGAUGAACAGGUUCCCUCUCACCUCGAAGAUGCAACCAACCCGUCACCAAUAGAAGACCAAGUAGAUGCACCGCAAAGACAAACACAGAGAGAACAGGAAGAGCGUAAAAGAGAGCAACAGGAGGAAGAGGAAGCGUCGGAGGGCUCGGAGCCGGAGUCAGAAAGCAGCAAAACGUCAACAGUGUCCCAGAACGGGUCCUACAUUUAUGAAUCUGCCAUCCAGACGAGUCCCGAUCACGGAAUAUACACCAAUGGAGAGACUCUGGACGAGGACGAGGUAGAUGGAACAAGCAGCACGACUGGAUCCAUCAGCUCCAAGGAGGACGACACUGGUGAGGUGUUCUACUCCGGUACGGCCGAAUCGUCUCCGGCCCCGUCGGCCAACGGAGCCUCCGAGCAGAACAUGGUGACCCCGACUCCCUCGCGGCCCCGGACCACCGAGGACCUUUUCGCUGCCAUUCACAGGUCCAAGCGCAAGGUCCUGGGUCGCAAGGAAUCGGAUGAGGAAAAGUCCCGGUCCGAGAGCCACCCACAAUCGCCCCCCGUCACUCCGUCGGGCGGCUCCCCAGGGGCGGCGUCCCCUUUGCCCCGCCAGUCGGGCUCCAUCCAGCGCAACCUUCGCAAGUCCUCCACCAGCAGCGACACCUUCAAGGCCCUCCUGCUGAAGAAGGGAAGCCGCUCGGAGACCAGCUUCAGGAUGUCGGCCGCCGAGAUGCUCCGCACCACCGACCCUCGCUCCCAGAGGCCGCCCUCGGAGUCGGCCUUCGACUCCCCCGAGGCUUCGCCCUCCUCGCCGAUGGGGCCGCACAGCCCCUGUAACUCCCCCGGCCGUGGCCAGAAGGCGGCAGAGGAGUGGAGCCGCUACGAGGCGCUGGCCACGUCCUCGCCGACCUACCCGUCCUUUUCCAUGAGCGGGUUCCGGUACGGGCGGUCGCGCACGCCGCCCUCCGCGGCCAGCAGCAAGUACAACGCACGCUGCCGGAUCCUCAGCAGCCCCAUGACGGUGAUCUGCGAGCGCGAGGGCGAGCUGGCCGAGAGCGAGUGCGGAGACGCCGCGGACACCUUGUCCGCACCCGCUGCCCCGCCUCUCCCUGCGUUCAAUCACUCCAAUGGCACUUUAUCCGACGAGAGCAGAAGUUAAAAGGCAAGGACCGCCGCUUAGAUACAAGCAGCGGAACUCACUCGUCGUAAGGCAGGUAGGGAGCAGGAAGAGGAGCCAAUAGGAGGCCCUCAGGGCACACCUUCCUGAGCCCCGCCCCCUCGGGUUGCAUCUGGGGCCAGUUAAACGUCAGGCUGGGAUGUGAGGUCGGAGGUCGCCGCGUCACGGACCAGACUGAACUUAGUUCCAAGUGGAGCGCGGUAUCUGCUGCACCUUCUCACUGCUCCCGUCGCUCUCGCUCUGUCCUCCCGACUCGCCCGUUGUGUCCAAAGGACGCCGUUGGCUUCCCGCCUGGUCUUCACUUUGUUUCCAUUGUUUGCUUUUCUUUCCUCACUACGAUGUGUCUUUUCUUCAAGUCACAAGUUGUAACUGGCGGUGCUGUGUAGCUGGGCAGUGGGAAUGUAGAGGCGUGCUGGACGCUCGCUCAGCUUCUCUUCGGUCGGCUCCGGUCCGUGUUUGAGCGCAUCGCGGUCGGCGGGUGUUUGCUUCAAACAGCCCACAGUAUUGUGAGGUGAAGCCGAGGAGGAGGAGGUGCAGCGGACGGCUCCACGGUACAGCUUUGGCUACGGUGUCCGGCAGGUUUCGCUUCCUGCACGGUUUAGUUUGCAGAGCCGGGAGGUUCCGUGGUGCACAGGAAGCGCAGAGGGCUCCGUGCUGCCCCCUAGUGACGGCCGGGAGGUAAACAGCCGUCGAGUGCAAAAAGACUCAACCAAAACAGCAAAUUUACUCCUAAAACCUCUAUUAAUUGAAUUUUAGUUUAUAGAUUUGCAUUGUGCAUAGAUAUUUUUUCUUUGUUUGUCUCUUAAAAACUCUGUUUUAAAGAUUGUUUUAAUAAAAAAGUUAUGUCGUGUUUUGGAGUUAAGUAUGAAUCUACAAAUCUAAAGAGAAUAAACUUGUUUUACUCUCGGCGUCUUUUAGUGAUCAUGUUGGGUACCAAAGAGCUAAGAAACGAACACAACCUGAGCGUGUGCCAGGCUGCUGGAACCUACUAAACCCUCUGAGGCUUCAACGCGUUCAAUAAUUCUGUUGACUUUUCUGCUAAGUGGCAUUCUUUUGCAGUUUUAUAUGAUCCCGUAUGUAAAUACAUAGAGAAAGAAGUUUUAAGUGACAUUUAGACUUUGAAGACUGAACAUUUUUAGAGGGAGCGGUUACCUUUUUGUAGAUUAUUUAUUUUCACAUAGCUGUCAAAGGCGUCAUGAUCAGAGUCCACCUGCAAGGUGAUGGAGCCACAGGGAGGAGUUAUGAGAGCCACAUUUACCACGUAUUUACCACCAUUUAAAGGUGCAAAACAAGCGUCAAUGAAGACAACAUUUAGGCUUAACAUUGCACCGCCCUUAACCUGGAGGCAUGCAAACACCGCGCUCAGUAAAUGUGGCCUCCUAAGAGUCAUCCACUGAGAACUGAGUAACCUCAUAACACCCCGUGGUUUAAUCACCUGUGACCAAAGUGUGUCUCCGAGCUCCCCUGAUUGACUCCCCGGGCCUGUCUCAUGCCAGGAUAAACGUCCUCGAUCGCAGAGGGACAAGCUGGGGGGGGGGGGCAGAGGUAGUUGGAGGGGAGCUGCUAAGGAUCUUGUCUGUCUGUGUAAUAAAAGAUGAUAUUUAAA